AUGUCCGCCUCCAUAGAUGAAGAGAAGCAUUCAUCGCAGGACUUGAUGGUUGCUGCCGAUUCAGGCUCGGCGGGAGAGCCUAUCGAAGCUCCAAAGUCGGGCCCUCCAGACAACUCGGAUGCGCAACAACAGGUUAUGACGAUUCCUGAUGGCGGGCUGCAAGCAUGUCUCGUCGUGGUAGGAGGAGCUUGCGUCCAGUUCUGCACGUUUGGCUAUUCAAGCUCCUUCGGUGUCUACGAGGAUUAUUAUGUCCUUCAUGGAGGUCUCACCUCCUCGAAUGCGAGUUGGAUUGGUUCAUUGCAGUUCUUCCUCCUAUUCUCCCUAGGGCUGCCCACAGGAAAGCUAUUCGAUCUAGGCUACUUCCGCCACAUGCAGAUCGCCGGUAUCCUCCUCUAUGUAUUCUCACUAUUCAUGCUAUCCCUCGCCGAUGUAACGCAAUAUUAUCAGUUGAUCCUCUCGCAAGGCAUCGGGAUGGGUCUGGGCGGAGGCCUGCUACUCGUGCCAACUAUCUCCCUCCAAGCCCAUUAUUGGAAGAAACACCGCGCACUCGUCAUGGGUAUCAUUCUCGCAGCCUCCUCUUGCGGUGGAAUCGUAUACCCGAUCAUGCUCAACCAGCUCAUCCACUCGAGCGUUGGCUUCCCGUGGGCUGUGCGCGCAACCGCCUUCCUCACGCUUGGCAUGCUGUGCAUUGCGGCCUGCCUUACUAAACCUCGUCUUCCAAGUGCAAAGCAUCGCCCGCCAACCCCGAUGCCGGGAAUCAAAGGUAUCUUCCAGGACCCGGCAUAUCUCAUGACGCUGUUUGGCAUAUUCAUGGUAUUCUGGGGGUUGAUGUUCCCUUACUUCUACCUUCAGCUCUGGGCCAACUUACACGGUAUCUCAUCCGCAUUCUCGUUCUACACUAUUGCAAUCCUCAACGCGGGCUCGAUUUUUGGGCGACUACUCCCGAACCGACUCGCCGACUCGUUUGGGCAGUUCAACCUGAUCUGUACGGUGUCCGUCGUGAGCUCCGCGCUGCUGUUUGCUCUGUUCGGCGUCAAGUCAGAGGCCGCGGUCAUUGUGUUCGCGAUCUUGUACGGGUUUUUCUCCGGGGCAAGCUAUUUCGUCGCGUCAUUCGCACUCCUCACUGGCAGUCCCAUUGACGGUGCGCUACUUGGGCCGGAGCACCAUUGGCCGAAGGCGAUUGUCUUCAGUGGGGUGGUGAUGUUCGUGGGCUCCGCUGCGUUCAUCUCCGCCCGCCAUCUCUUCGCUCGGACACGCAAGCUCGACCUGUUAGGCAAGUUGUGA
Postia placenta MAD-698-R-SB12 is the source of this 1284-nucleotide messenger RNA. RefSeq lists its product as hypothetical. The coding region runs from base 1 to 1284 and encodes 427 amino acids. The transcript is spliced from 10 exons. The record is from RefSeq and is a predicted model, not a curated record. NCBI's taxonomy places the organism in Eukaryota, Fungi, Basidiomycota, Agaricomycetes, Polyporales, Adustoporiaceae. Gene Ontology annotation, molecular function: transmembrane transporter activity. Gene Ontology annotation, biological process: transmembrane transport. Gene Ontology annotation, cellular component: fungal-type vacuole membrane.